GGAACCUCCACUACAAGAGUCCUGAAAUCUUAUUAAAUAAACCUUAUGACUCUAAGAGUGACAUCUGGGCUAUGGGUGUGUGUGUUUAUGUAAUGGCUACUUUAGAACAACCAUUUCAUGGAGGAAACAUACAGCUAGCGUUUAAAUUUGUACACGGUCAGUUACCUAUGCCUAAGGAUAGAUAUAGUCCCCAGUUGAUAAACCUGAUGGAGAGAAUGUUGUGUCGGGAAACAGACAAGAGACCGUCAGCUGAAGAUCUUCUGAAUGAUGUCCUCUUCAAAACUCAUGUAAUACCAAAAGUAGGUUAAAAAAUUAUUAUUCUAAGCAUAUUAAUUUCACGUGUUUAAUAGUUUGAUUUUUUUUUAGCUAUAAUGUUACAAUUCCAAUCUUGGACAAAAACACGUUUAAGAAAA
Saccostrea cuccullata (small rock oyster) is the source of this 413-nucleotide messenger RNA. RefSeq names its product serine/threonine-protein kinase Nek4-like. The record is from RefSeq and is a predicted model, not a curated record. NCBI's taxonomy places the organism in Eukaryota, Metazoa, Mollusca, Bivalvia, Ostreida, Ostreidae. Bases 72 to 308 code for a protein of 78 amino acids. Gene Ontology annotation, molecular function: protein kinase activity. The transcript has 3 exons.